GCCCACAACAAGAGAAUUCAAUGCGGAAGUGAGAGUGAGUCUCGACCAUGGAGCAGGGGCUGGUGUGUUUCUCAGCGUAGAGACAGAAAUACACGAUUAUAUUAGAGACAAAGACACAAUGUCCCAUCGACAAUAUGCCUGAAUGUGUGACCAUUAAAUAUAAAUGAGAAACUGCCUCUGAACGGGAUGGAUAUCUUCAUAAACGAGGGAGGCUCCUACACGGAUAAUCUCAUCGGGACCUUACUCGCUAUUUUUGGAAACGUGCUCGUCAGCAUCUCCUUAAGUAUUCAGAAAUACAGCCAUGUGACAUUAGCUGGGACGAAGGACCCGCGGACCUUCUACCGCACUAAGACCUGGUGGUGUGGGUUUGUGCUGACAUGUCUCGGGGAGGGAGCAAACUUUGUCUCUUACGCCUUUGCCCCCCUGGCUCUCAUCGCACCUCUUAACGCUGUGUCAGUUCUGACCAGCUCCAUUUUGGGGCUUAUUUUUCUGCGAGAGAAAUCGAAGCCAAGCGACAUUGCAAAGCGUUAUGCGCUGUCCUUCCUGGGCUGCAUCCUAACCAUAGGAGGAACAUACCUCUUUGUGGCAUUUGGACCAAACUCUCAUGAAAAACUCAACGCAGAGAACAUCGUGAGGCACCUUGUAGGGUGGCCCGUUCUCUUGUAUCUGCUCCUGGAGAUUAUCACGUUCUGCCUGCUCCUUUACUUCUACAAGCAGCGCAGCGCUAACUAUGCCGUUGUUAUUCUGCUGCUGGUCGCCCUACUGGGCUCCGUCACGGUCAUAACGGUGAAGGCGGUGUCGGGCAUGUUGGUGCUCACGGCCGAGGGCACCAUGCAGCUUGACAACCCGAUCUUCAGUGUCAUGUUUGUGUGCAUGGUGGCGUCAGUGGUCUUCCAGGCCAGAUUUCUCUCCCAGGCUUGUAGGCUGCACGACUCUUCUCUGAUUGCCAGUGUCAACUACAUCCUCUCAACCUCCUUGGCUAUUGUAGCAGGUGCCGUGUUCUACUUUGAAUUUAAGAACGAAGACGUCCUGCACAUCUGCAUGUUUCUGUUGGGAUCAGUGUUUUGUUUCCUGGGGGUCUUCCUCAUCACCAAAAACAGGAAAAAGACCAAAACCUUUGAGCCGUACGUCACUAUGGACAUGACCAAUGGUGUCCCGACUAUUCAUGACAAAGGCCUGAGUAGUCAGCCAGAGUUCACUGGUUCUUUCACCUACGGGGCUCUGGUCAACAACGAUGGAGUGCCUCCUGCGACUCUGCCGGUCGCCAACCUGGAGCAGCCGCCAGUCGGCUUUGGACCCGCCAAUGCAUCGCUUUAUCCUGAACUGAAGAAAGAAUAGGACCAAAGUUUUCUUCUUUCCCUUUACUCCAAAACACCUUCAGGGACUUUGAAGACCACGUGGGUUACAGUCGGCUCUUUCCCCAAAAAUCACGAGCCCAGGAAGUGUCCACUGGGUGUUUUUAACGUUCCCUCAUCACUGGGCACUCCUCUCCCCGAUCUUUCCAUUUUUAAAUCUCUAAACCAAAACGUGACCUUAAGAAGCUUUUCUUUUUUUUCCCCAAGAAGAAGACGACUGUAUUAAUUACAAAAAUUAAGAGAAGAAACUCGAAGCUCCUGGAUGUUUUAGAAACAUGACGGCAGAGAGAGAGUUUCACCUUGAAGUUUACUACCUUUUAUCGUGCAUUACCAUUGAUAUUUACUCAAAAGACUCACUUCCACAACUGUUUUGUUGCAGUUUUGUUCUCAUGUACUUGUUAAUGAGGACAUACUGGGGACCAUGCAGUAAUCUGUUCUUCCAUUGAGGACUGAGGUUCCUCCCUGAUUUCCAGGUUCCUAGAACCUUGUAAUGUAGCUGCAGACUUUCAGAAUAUUUGCCAAUGAACAUUUUGACUUUUAAUGUCUGCCUCUGUCUGUCUGUCUGUCUGUCUGUCUUAUUUGAGCGGUUUUCUCUCCUCACUUUUUUCUCGUUCGAGGGAUUUUAAUUGUUCUACUUUUCCUAAUGUUACCAAACAACGGGUGCAAUUCUUUUAACUUAUUGUAUUUAUUAUUUUUUCUUUUAAUGUGCCUUGAAAAGUAGCUUUACACUGGACAUUACUGUAAGGUGGUAUUCAACAUAAACCAUGUAGGUGGGUGAUUCUUCACUGUGGCUGAUCAGUUAUUCUAAAGCAACUAUAACAUGUCGGUGUCUGUCAGAAUAAAAAUAAACAUCUGAAACCUU
This is a messenger RNA of Hippoglossus stenolepis (Pacific halibut), 2217 nucleotides long. It is a transcript of the gene nipal3, whose product is annotated as NIPA like domain containing 3. Bases 187 to 1338 code for a protein of 383 amino acids. The transcript is spliced from 11 exons. Lineage: Eukaryota; Metazoa; Chordata; Actinopteri; Pleuronectiformes; Pleuronectidae. Gene Ontology annotation, cellular component: membrane. The record is from RefSeq and is a predicted model, not a curated record. Gene Ontology annotation, molecular function: magnesium ion transmembrane transporter activity. Gene Ontology annotation, biological process: magnesium ion transport.